UACACUGGGGUCUUGUCAGGAGCUGUGCAUGUUGUGGCAUAGGCACAGGUGCCUGGUGGUGAGUAGGUGCCACUCGGGCAAGCUCACGGUGUGCUCACGUCUGCCUGCUGCAGCCACCUUCCCUCGGCACUGCAGAGGGAAGAGAGGCCCAGCUGCAGCCUGGAAAAACCUCAGGACACAGAUUUGUGCUGUCCAAGGGAGGUGUGGGUGAGUGCUGCUGAGUGCCCAGCAAGGGGCUUGAGCCAGCCCAGAUGUGCACAGGCAGGUCCCCUCUGACCCUGCCAGGGCUUGGCCUGCAGCCCUGCAGCCUGAAAAUGAAAUGUGCCAAGUUUCACCUAAACAAGAGGAAGAGAUUUGUUGUGAGGGUGGAACAGGUUGCCCAGUGAGGCUGUAGAGUCUCCUCUGAAAAUACUCAAAAGCCGUCUGAACAGAGCCAUGAGUACCCUGGAAAUGCUACUUCAGCAGGGAUGUUGGACUAGAUGACUUCCACUGGUCCCUUCCAACCUCUCCCAUCCCGGGAUUCUGAUUCUGUGACCUGUGGAGAUGAGGCACAAAGUCCCACCCAGGGGUGACAGGUAAGGCGUGUGCUCCCCUGGGAGGGCCGGUGUGGGUGCACACACGGGGGUGUCCGUGCCAGAGUGUCCCUGUGCCUGUCCGUGCCCGUGAGUGUCCCCGCGUGUCCCCGCGUGUCCCCGAGCCCGGGGCCGUGCAUGUCGGUGCGGCGGUGCUGCGGCACCAUCUCGUGGCCAUCGGGACCGGGCUCCGCGGGCCCGGCAGAGCCGGGGACAUGGCUGUGUACGACCUUGAUAUUGCAAAGGGGAAAGGCUGUUGAAAAUGUGCGGUAGUUUUUAAAUUUGCCAGGAAAAGUGCAAUGAAACGCAGCAAGCAGAAUCUGAGUUUUAUAGGAGCAGGUGCAAAGGGAAGUUUAAAUGCAAUCUGUGCAAUAACCCAUUGGGAAGCAAUGGAUAUCCUGUCAGUUUGCUUCAAAAUGAGCAUCCCACAGGAUACCCUGCACUGGCCAGGAGCUCUGGGUGUCACAUGGGAGGGUCUUUGGCUUGCACUGGGGUGCAGCACACAAUACUAGGGCCAGCAAGGUGUGGAGAUGUGAGGCUGAGCACAGAGCCUGGGUGCUGUAUCUGUCAAACCACAGAGGUUUCACUGUUUAAAAGCAUUAAAAAUGGCUUCAGAACUGCACUUUUAGCUACAUAAGGCAAAUCCUGAGGAAUGAAACAGCUGUCUGUUGUGUCGAUGGGGGUGAUGUUUGUGAAACCGAUGAGUUACCCUGGUGGAGAUAUGGGACCACAGAAACAGACCAUUGCCUGCAAACAGGCUGGCCUGGAGAUCUUCAGCUUUCCCUGGAUGUGAUGAGUCAAGUGGUGCCAGCAGAUAACGCCUGGGGAGUACGUGACUGCGUCCCCUCCAAGGGGUUUCUGCUGUGGCCUCCUGCACUGGGUGCACAGCUCCUCUCCUGGGUCCCGGCCGUCCCUUAUCUCCCCGCACAGACCUGUGUCCUGACCUCAUGUGAAGCCGAGCCCCGUGCCUGGGACGUGGAUAAAGAGCUGGCCAGGUGAUGAGACCCCCAUCCGGUGUCCUCACUCCUGGCUUGGCAUGGCUCGCUCCGCUGGCUGAACUCAUUUGCAAGCGCUCAGCCAAGACAAUGUACCAGCAUAUCCUUUUCCUUUUCCUCCUCUCCUUCAGUCCCCAUAAAUGCCAAGAUCAAAUCCUGGGUGAAGAUCCAUAUGAAAUGCCCAAAGACUACCAGGAGGUCUACAGAGGAACAAAAAAUGAUGUCAAAGAGAUCCCAAAGAUUGCAAAGCCCUUUGUUUCUGAGAUGAUCUUUGUGCAAACCAGCAUCACUGCUAUCAGGAAAGGUGCCUUCAGGUACAUGCCCAACCUAACCAAGAUUUUGUUCAUUGGCAACAAGAUCAAGACUGUUGAACCUGGAUCCUUUGAUAAUUUGGACAAGUUGAGGGAAUUGGACAUCUCUGGUGCCUCAUUAGAAAAACUAUCUGUGGGCACUUUCCAAAACCUCCCAAGUUUACAGAGGCUGGAGCUGAGAGACAGCCAGCUCAGAUCCAUCCCCAAAGGCCUGUUUGAUGGGCUGGAAAGUUUGGGAGAGCUCUCCCUGCACAUCAAUGCAAUCCCUUCUCUUCCAGAAGGCAUUUUUGAUUCUCUUGUCAAUCUAACUUUUUUGGACCUGUCUAGAAACAGGAUCACAGCUCUUCCUGGGAAUGCCUUUAGCAAACUCACCCAGCUGCAAGUCCUCCGGCUGUAUGAGAAUGAGUUGCAGGACCUCCCAGAGGGACUGCUGGACAGUCAGCUGGAGCUGCUGGAGCUCAGCCUCCAGAGGAACAGGCUCAGGGCACUGCCACCCAUGCUUCUGAGGAGCCUGCCUCACCUGGAGAAACUCUUCUUGGACAACAACCUCAUCAGGGUUCUCCCAGCUCAGGGCUUUUUUGGUUUAAACAAACUGAAGUUGCUGACUCUGGGCUCAAACCAUAUUAUGGAGCUCCCCUGCUGCCUUUUUGACACCAUGCCACACUUGCGGGAGCUGGAUCUGGGCAGGAACAGUUUGGCCACACUUCCAGAUGGUGUCUUUGUCAAUCUCACAUCCCUUGGCAAACUCAUCUUGUCCCACAACCAGCUAUCUGCCCUGCCAAGAGGAGUCUUCAGAGGGCUCAGCAAGCUCUUGGACCUCCAGCUGGACACAAAUCAGCUCUCUGCUCUGGAUGAAGAGGUCUUUGCUUCUCUCCCAAAUCUGAAAACCCUCAACCUUCGAAAGAACCAGCUGGAGAGUGUUCCCCAAGGGCUCCUAGACCCUCUGAAGAAGCUCAGCUCAGUGUAUCUGAGUGGUAACCCAUGGAGAUGUGACUGCAACCUCUGCUACCUGCACCGCUGGAUCCUGCACAACAGGGAGAAGGUCAAAUUGUCCACCCAAGUCUCCUGCAAGAGCCCACCCCACCUGGCAGGGCAAGAAGUAACAUUGCUGAGGGAUGAACACCUGAUUUGCCCAGGCACUCUGCCCUUUAACUCCACACCAUCACAAAGGACAUCAACGUUCUUGUCACAUGGAGCUGUGUCCACAGCAGCACCAACCAUGCUGUCAUUGGCAUCCUUUCCCAUCAGGACACUGCCAACUACUCUUUCACCUGUGGUCACUUCUGCUGUGUUGCCAACCAUGCCAAUGGAAGUUGCCUUCACCACUCUGUCACCAACCAAGCCACCUAAGGCCUUUGUCACCACCCCACCACCAGCUGUGCUGCAGAAGACCUUCGGUGCCAGCCAAUCAAUAACCAAUAAGCCCGAGGCCUCCAUCACCACACCAUCAACAACCAGUGUGCCCAGAUCCUUCAUCACCACACCAUCACCAACUGUGCUACCAAAAGCCUUCACCAGCACCUCAUCUCCAGCUGUGCUGCCAGAGACCUCCACUGCCACACCAUCACCAUCAGCUGAGAUGCCCAAGGCUUCCAUCACCACUCCAUCAUCAGCUUUUUCAACUUCAGCCAUUGUAAGGCUACAGUCUCCUGGGGCCACCCACCCAGACCCUGUGCCACCCGCUCUAGCUGCUGCCACCACACAGGUGCCAACAAGCCCACUGGCAGCCACCACCAGACAAGAGCCUCCUGCUCUCUCAGUGCCCAGGGAGAAGCCAGUCACCAUCCCACAGGGAACACCCAUAGCCCCCCUUGUCUCAGCUACCUCCGUGGCACUCUGGCCAUCCCCCAGGACUGCUGCUCUGGGCACAGUCCCACUGGCCUCACAUUCGCCAUCGCACCGUGCUCCUGCACCAGGCAGGGAAUGGGGCUAUUCCACCACGUGUGACCUGUCCACAGCUGGUGCCCAGCCCACCCCCACUGCCCCCCAACACGCUCCUGCUCCGGCAGGCACUGUCCUGCUCCCAACACCUCCCGUCCCCACACUAUCAGACAGCACGAGCCCCUGCCCAGCCUCUCCACCCCUGGUCCCCAGCAGCCAUCGUGCCUGGGGCUCAUCCCUAUGGGCCAGCCCAUGGCAAUGCCAGGUGUCCCUUGCCUUGGGGGUGGCCGUGCUGGCACUGCAGGCAGCCUGCACACUGCUGGGGGGGGUGGUCGCCCUCCUUCUUCACCAGGACACCCGCCACCAGCCCGGGCCACCUGUGCGGCUGCUGAGCCUUCAGGCGCUGGCUGCUCCGGGGACCCCUGAGCCGGCCCCGGCACCACCUUGAGCUUUGCUGUCCCUGUAUGUCCUGUGCUGUGCCAGUUGUCCUCCUUUGGGGUCUGCAGCCGUGCUGGCCGCAGGAUGCGCUGUCCCUGGGAUGGGGGUCCCGGCACCCAGGCCGAUCCCAGUGCAGGGGCUCCCCGCAGCCGGGCUGGUCUGGGAUGACUCCUGGCGAUGCUGGGAGCCUGCAAGCCUAUGCGCGGUGUCCCUGCCUGACGGCCCUUCUGCCAAGGGACACUAGAUGGCAUCCCGACACCGGCAGUGGCUGCCACCGCCUGACCGCGGCCACCGAAACGCCGGAGUCCCCGCACCGCGGACAUGGCCGCUUCUUGGCCAUGGUCAGGAGCCCCUGCCCGAAUCUCCUCCCAUCCCUGGAAGGUGCUCGCAGACCUUGGGGAAAGAUAUCACAAGACUUCCUGCCCUGCAUCCCGUUCUCUUCUCUGUGCCGCGUUACAGGAUGUGGCAGUGUCUGUGCCACCAUCAUACACAGGUCUCUUCCCCUCUCCCUCUCCCUUUCCUCCUCCCUGAUAUUAAAGCCUCCUCUGCAUGUCUGAUGGGCUGGUGAAAAGACUGUUUUCAUCCUGGGGCUUUUCUUGCCAUGACCUGCUGUGGGGGAUUCCUGUUGCUUGCUGGAGUGUGGGGUCUCCACUGAGUGCUGGGGUAGGACCAGGGCCAACUGGCACUGUGAGACAAUAGAUAAGCUUUUCUUCCCACUCCUAAAUCUCAUGUCCCCCAAAACCCCCUUGUGGUGCUGCCCAGCCCAUCUGGAAGAGUGAUGUUUCAACAUGGCUGGCCAUGUGCUUCUUUACCACAAGCUCAGCUGGUGCUGAGCCCUGGCUGCAGGAUGGGAACAGGUCUCUUGGGAAACUCGGGAGGAAGGGUUGGUGAGAGCCUUCACCUCGGCAGUCCUGGGCUCCUGCCAGGCCCAGGGAAGUGCCAAACUUAAACAGAAGUGGCUGUUCCUCUGUGGUUCCUGCCAUCACAGAAAGUGUUGAAACCUUUCCUGGGAAGCUUUAUUCCAGGAGAAUUUGAGCCGAUGAACACAGGGGUUGUUCCCUUGAUUCGGGUCUCUAGGUACCUUUUUUUUUAGCUUUAGCUUCAGUGUUGAUUUUGCCCUGUGCACAGUAAGCUGCUCCCAAAUUUGAUCACAGUUUCUGCAGGGUUGCAGGUGUCUGUCUUCAACUCCUUGCCAUUGCUGCUGGUGCCUGCUCCAUCUUGUCCUGCCUUUGGCUGCCCUUCCCCACUUGUGUGGCAUGGGGGCUGCCUGGCAUGGAGGUGUCCAGGGAAAGAGUCCCAGAAAAGCAAUAGUUUGGACAUGUGUGUUUCACAAGAAAAAGUGGGAAAGCAACUCGGAAACCUCCUGGCCAGUGAGCCCUGAGCACCCCAGUUCCCCUGCCUGGUGCAAGACCAGGGGAGGGGGAAGGGGCUUUGUGCCAGACUGUGUGCCUGCAGCUAUGCAUUAGGGACCUGGAUAUACAUCCUUGCUGAGAACCUGUGCAGUGUUACAGGCCCUUCAGCUGCUCCUUGAAGUCCUGCUGACGGCUGUGAAAUACGGGAGGCGAGCGUGGGGCAGCACAUCUGGGCGGGAUGGAGCGAGCAGCUCCGGGGCCAGGGCUGGCACAGCAGGUAAUGAGAUACAGAUGAGGGGGAUGGAGUGUUUUUUCUGGCGAUCCAGAUGGACUCGGUUUAAUACUUGAUUUAGAGGGUUUGAAAGCGGGGCCCGGCUGCUGGGGAACAGACCCCAAGCACUUCCCAAGGUGGUGGUGGCGGGGGUCUCUGCUGGCUUUUCAAAUAUUUAAUGGCCCAGCACAGUCUAAACAUGGAAGUACUUCGGGGUGAGAUUAGCACAACAUAAUCACAUCUUAAAAGGUCUUCAGAGACACAAGGCACGUCCGCUCUCAUAUUAAUUACUGGUUAUUAAUAAAGCUGGGGUCAGGCAUGAGGUGUUCACUCCGGAGCGUGCUGGUUCCCUCUUUGCAGUAUCUGAACGCAACCCAAAGCCCUGCAGCCUCCACCUGUGCCCAUCCGGCUCUGGAAGCCAAAUGGCUGACAUUCCUACAGCUGCUUUUAAAACUAAUUUGCCCCAUAAUACCCCGAAAAGGCCACAUCUCUCUAAGUGGCCAGAACACCUCUAAGUGCUUCAGAGUGCUGUAAAAUAAUAACAGCCAAGGGUGUUCUCAGCACGGGAAUUUCCUGCUAUGAUCGAUUUGUAAUUUGCAAUGAAAAUACAGAGUGCAUGUUCCCAGGGCCAGGCUGGUGCAGCUGGCUCACAGGGAAGAGUCAGCUCCCUCCACCACUUCAGGGCCAGCCCUUGGAGGGUUACGGCUGGGCUGGGAGGAAUUAGCAGCUGUUCCCAUUUGCCCCUGUUGGCCCCAGUGUACUCCAGGAAGGAAGGAGCUUAGAGGGAUGCAGGGUGUCCUGGGGGUGAUGUGCCUGAGCAGCCUGUGGGGCAGCACCCUGGGGUUUCCUGCUUGCUGAGCAAGAGCUGCCAGAGAGCACAUGGAGAUGGGGCAGAGCAUGGGCAUCUGCACCAGGGAGAUCAGUGUUUGCUGAUUCGGGGCUACAGCUCGCUGCAAUGAAGGUGUGUGGCUGGGGCAGGUGCUGUGGAGUGCAGAGUCCCUGGCACACCUUCUCCACUCUGGGCUGUGGGCAGCCCAGGCAUCCCUUUGCAGCACACCACUGCACUGGGUAGUGGUCAGUAGUUUUUAACCUGUGAAUUUCUCUGGUUUCUCUGAACUCAGGUAAAAUGCACAGCACCAUGUGGUGAGGAGUGCCCAGGAUUGCCCAUGCACUGAACGAGGCAUCACCUCGCUUUGCUCUUCCUCUGCUUGCUGCUCCUUGCACAGGAUGCCCCUGGUUCUUGUUUUGGAAAAAAAACAGUUGAGUAUCCCCAUGUGGCAUCUCCAGGCUGCUCAUGACACUCUACACCUCUUCCCAGUUGCUGUGACUGCCUGACAACCUCACAGCCUCAGGUGACCAACAGUUAGAAGCAGAGACAGGAGACAUUCAUGUGUGUCCCUGAGUGGUGCUGGGACCAGGGGACUCCAGCAUGGCCUGGGAGUCCUGCAGCUGCUGCUGGCUCUCUCCCUGCCCUGUGCAGGUGAGACGUGGCUCCCACAGCACUGUCACAUGCUGCAGCACUGACCUGUAACCCUCUGCAUGUCAGCCCUGCCAGGAGCCACCCAUGCUGUGGGUGUGGUCUGUCCUGUCCCUGCCACCUGCUUCAGUUCCCUUUCCUGUCCCUGGGGAAUGGGCAGGAAGGGGCUCACAAGCAAAACUCUUUCUUGUGGUUCAUGGGGAGGGGGGCAAUGAACACCUGCAUGAGGGGGAUUUGCACUAUAACCCACACGAGGAGCAAGCCUGGGCUAUGGUGGGCAAGUCUCACUGCUGGCUUGUGAUGGGAUCCCAGCUCGUGGCCGUGCUGCCACACUCAGCAUCCCUCUCCACACCCACUCACAGUACCCAUCCAGCCACGUCAGGCUGCCUCUUGCAGGAAGCCCAGUGAGACACAUGGGGCAAGAGCUGAACUGGGACAUUCCUUCAUUGCUUUGCCCUUGGCAUCUCCCAACCCUGCUGCAGCAGGGGCCUGACUUCCCCAGGAGCAGCGAGAGGCCACACAGCAGGAGGGAUGAGGCUCAAGCAGAUGUGGGGCUGACACCCCUGGCAUUCUCAUCCUGUCUGCCUCAUACCUUGGGCUGUCCAGGCUUUUAUUCAGGGUUUGGGCAGGGCAUGAGAGCAAGGGCAAGAAAAACAAGCUGUUGCAUCCUCCCUUGGGCAGCGAGAGAGCCCGGAGGGGCGGAAGUUCCUGUUUGUUUAAGGUGCAAACAAGUGCUGUUAAUCUGCUGCCUGUUUGUAUUUCUUUAGAGCUCCUGAGUGUGGGGGGAGCGGAGCUGGGGUCUCCCCUUUGUGCGGGGGCAGGGUCAGGCUAUUGGAAGUGGAGGUGAGAAAACACAGAGGGGCAGCUGGAACCUGCUUUGGGAGGGAAAGAUUUUUUUCGGCUAUUUAUGAUAAUUAGUGGGAAACGUUCCUCAAGCGUUUCAGAUGAUUCUGUAAUGAAGUUGGGUCGAAUGUUUCCACUUUGUUCCCCUGGAACCAUUAAAAAUCCCCCUUCUUUGGCUGCCUUAAUUCAAUGCUGAAAAGGCACAAUGGCAUAAAAGUGGCUCUGGGCAGGGCGGCACGCCUCCCGCCCCUCCAGAUAGAGCCCUUCAGAGCCCAGAUUUUCUGGGUUAUAAACCUCAGCACUUGUAAUGUUUGUGCAGAAGCUGCUGUGGAUCCUGUGUCCAGAGCUCCUUCGCAUCCCUGCUGCCAGUCUGUGUGUGAGCACCACUGAGACUGGUGUGCUCAGAGGGAGCAAAGGCCAGCACCAGCACAGCAGGGUGACAAAGAGCAGCCACAGACAGAGAUGCCAUCACUCCACUGUUACAGAAAAGCUAUUUUCUGCCCGUGGUUGUGCUGCGAGCUUGCUGGGGUGAAAUGCUGCACUGGGAGAGGAUCAGGCUCCAUUCAGGGGGAAAUGGGGGGGUCCAGACCAAAGGAAAGUCCUGCUGAGCCAGUGCUGUUCUAGGCCAGAUCCUGCCCUGCCUGCUGGGCCAGGGAGCACCCAGGCACCAGCACAGAGCAAGGGGCCUGAAAUCCAGCCAUGACCUUCCAGGUGAAUCAUGAGCAGUCUGCAAGAGCUGGCUCAGUCUCCUCUUGCUUUUAUCGGUGGAAGGCUUUUCCAGCAUAUGUGAUGAAAAGAAAAUCCACCUGCCUGAUCUCACACAUCUAUCAGCACUAUUUCCCCAGGGAUGAUGUGUAAAGCUAAUGGGAGCUCUCCUGCUAAAGCUGUGAUAAAAAGAGAAAAUGGCAAGAGCUUUUAGCAUACUGGUGGGGGCUGAAUGUGAUGGAUUUUGGCCUCCCCAUCAAUAUUCUCAUGUGGAUUCCAGUCGAGCUCAAUGUCCUAGACUGAGCACGGGGCUGCAGCAGGUGGGGGGGAGCUGCUCCCCUCCUGCUCCUCUUUUGGCUGGGCAAGGGCAGCUGGGGAGUGCUUGGACACCCAGUGUGGGCAUCCAGCAUUGGUACAGUCCUGCAGCUCUGUGGGGCAGGACGGAGCCAUGCCUGCUGGCCCGGCAGCUUCCCUCCCUAACCACAGGCAGUGUCUUUCAGGUAGUGACUGCAAACUGGGAGCACAUCAUCCUUAAUGCCCACCCCCUGCCCCAUGGCUGAAGCCAGCACACCCCACUAAGGUACUAAAUCAUCCAGCUGUGGAGGAGAGGCUCCCCAGGAGCUGCCCCAUCCCUCUGCCUUGCCUGCCCCUCCCAUAAUCAAGAAGUCAUAUCAGUCCCCUUUACUCCUUUCAAUGGAGAAAAAUUUGCAAACAAAUUCCUGCCAGCAGGACAUUCAAGCUCUCCUGCAUGGUGGGAUAAAGUAACCUGUCACCUCUGCCCUGUCCCCAACACCAGCUGGUGCUGGGAGCACGGCUGGGGAGCUCCAUGCUCUCCACAGGGCUGGUGACUCCAGGCAGAGUGGGGAUGGUCUGGGAGGGCUCUCAGGAAGAGCAGAAGGGCUUCAGUUUUCCCUGACAUAAUGCAUGGCCUGCAGUGAUGGGGUGACACAGUGAGCCCUGCUGUGAAUUAGCUGGAGUCCUUACCUCGGGUUUCUGUUAGGGCAGGUCCUGAAGCACCACUUGAAUUAUGAUACUUCUGACAGUCCCCAUGUCUGUACCGCCGAUCUUUUUUGUGGAAAAAUCUCAAUAUACACAGUAGAUUUUCUGUGGGAGCUGAGGUACUGGCACUGAGAUGAGUAUCUGGAUGGUGUAUGCCUGCAGGCAAGGGUAGCAGGUCCUGGGCAAACCGCAGUGUGCUCAGGGAUGGGGGUUUCAGUGCAGGUUGCUGCCUGCACCAUGCUUUAAGCCUCCACACACAAAUGGCUCUCUUGGCAAAGUUUGCAGUGGGAAACCAGCUAUCUCGGUGUAUAGAAGUGAUGAUAUGAAGCCUCAUGAAAUGUGGCAAGCCUGUGGCUUCCUGAGCUCACCACAGCUCUGGCCAACUCUGACAAGUGUGUUUGAUGGACCAAGUACCUCUGGUACCACCCUGCCAGCACAUCUCCACCCCUUCCCCCUGCUCCCCCCCCAGGUCCGGCGAUUGCUUUCCAAUGAAUUAUUUACAUAAGUUCUCAGCAGCGGCUGGAGACAAAACCUCAGGUACGGAGCAGCAGCAUGCUCCUGACCUUUCCCACCGCCGGACAAACGGAGCCAGCAGCACGAGGCGGGCACACAAAGGCGCUGUGCCGGCCGGAGCGCUGACCCCGCUGUGCCACAGCUACCUGCUGCUCUGCCACAAUGGCCCCGCGCCCCGGCCGGCCUGCCGGGGCGAUGAAAAAGGGCCCGAGAUAAUAAUGAGCCUGACUACCACUGCUCUCUUCAGAGAACUGAGUCAACUCCUUGGGAAGAAAGGGGGAAAAAAAAAAAAAAAGAGGCAGAAAAAAAAAAGAAAAAGAAAAACCCUUCU
Parus major (Great Tit) is the source of this 10688-nucleotide messenger RNA. RefSeq names its product carboxypeptidase N subunit 2-like. NCBI's taxonomy places the organism in Eukaryota, Metazoa, Chordata, Aves, Passeriformes, Paridae. The record is from RefSeq and is a predicted model, not a curated record. The transcript has 2 exons. The coding region runs from base 1571 to 4207 and encodes 878 amino acids. Gene Ontology annotation, molecular function: protein binding.